GAGCUAAGUUCAAGGAGCUCUGUGUGUUUUCUGAUGCGUCCAAGCAAGUAAUUGCAGCAGUUGCUUACCUCAAAACAGUUGACUCAGAUGGUAACUGUCAUAUGGGGUUCAUCACAGGCAAAUCAAGGCUAGCGCCGCAACCAGAGCUCACUAUACCUCGUCUGGAACUCUGCGCGGCUGUCUUAGCUGUGAACAUAAUGGAAACCAUCACUGCGGAGAUUGCUGUCAAAUUUGAUGAGAUUACCUUCUUUACGGAUAGUCGAGUUGUCCUUGGAUAUAUCCAUAAUGAGAAACGUAGAUUUCAUGUCUACGUAAGCAACCGUGUACAAAGGAUCCGAAACAGCAGCAAUCCAGAACAAUGGCAUUAUGUGAGCUCAGAGAAUAAUCCAGCAGAUGUUGCAACACGACCAAUAGCUCCAGCUAAGUUGCAGGACACUAUAUGGUUCAGCGGGCCACCAUUCUUGCAUCAUCUAAAAACGGAGACUUCACCUAAAGAAUCCUUUACACUUGUUGAUCCUGAUCAAGAUUCAGAAGUUCGUCCAGAGGUUACAGUGUUGUAUACCACUAUCUCAAAUCGCUUUGAACGCUUUUCGGACUGGAGCCGAUUAGUCAGAGCUGUUGGAAAGCUGAUUCAUAUUGCUCGCUCUUACAAGCAGGACCAAGAAGCCACCCCUCAAGUAUGCAAAGGAUGGCACUGUUGUAAACUGCCUCUUGAUGCUGACACAAUACUCCAGAGCUCUGAAGUUGUCAUACGAGCAGUGCAACUGGAAACUUAUGCUGAUGAGUUGCAGUGCCUCAAACGGAACGAACCACUUCCCAAAACUAGCACACUUCGAAAUCUAGAUCCCUUCAUUGAUCCAAGUGGAUUGUUGAGGGUUGGAGGUCGUCUGGACAAAGCAGAUCUAGGUUCUGAAGAAAAAAGACCCCUCAUCAUACCCGGCAAGAAUCAUGUUGCAUUACUUCUGACACGACACUUUCAUGAGCAGACGCAUCAUCAGGGUCGCCACUUCACUGAGGGGGCGAUAAGAUCUGCUGGCUACUGGAUAAUUGGAGGCAAAAGACGUGUGAACAAUCUCGUCCAUUCCUGUGUUAUGUGCCGCAGACUCAGGAGGGGCUGCGAGACUCAAAAGAUGGCAGAUUUGCCCAUUGACAGGCUUAGCACAGAGCCACCCUUCACACAUGUGGGAUUAGAUGUGUUUGGCCCCUGGUCUGUAUCUGCUCGUAGGACAAGAGGUGGCUAUGCUGAAAGCAAAAGAUGGGCAGUCCUAUUCACAUGUCUAAGCAUCAGAGCGAUUCAUAUAGAAGUCAUUGAGUCCCUGGAUUCCUCCAGCUUCAUUAAUGCUUUGAGGAGGUUUCUGGCAAUCCGGGGUCCAGUGAAACAGAUUCGCUCCGAUAGAGGCACCAAUUUCAUCGGAGCUUGUAAAGACUUGCAAAUCCCUUCCAAUGUUGAUGAAAAGGCGGUGAAACAAUUCCUGUCAGAUCACGGCUGCAUGUGGACGUUUAAUCCUCCGCAUUCAUCGCACAUGGGGGGUGCAUGGGAGAGGAUGAUCGGCAUUGCUCGUAGAAUCUUGGAUUCUAUGCUUCUGCAGAUGACAUCCUCUAAACUCACACAUGAAGUACUCUCCACCUUCAUGGCUGAAGUCACUGCCAUUAUAAACAAUAGACCACUGAUACCUGUGUCAACUGAUCCAACAGAUCCUUUCAUCCUAACACCUGCCACGUUACUUACCCAAAAGACUGAUGCUAGCUCUGUUCCAACGGGGGACUUUGGAAAGCCUGAUCUGUACAAGCAACAGUGGCGCACGGUGCAAAGUCUUGCAAAUACCUUCUGGGACAGAUGGCGUAAACAGUACCUUUCUACCCUACAGCAUCGACGAAAAUGGCACCAUCAGCAACCCAACAUUUCCAAAGGAUGCAUAGUUCUGCUGAAGGACUCUCAGUCUAAACGGAACAAUUGGCCCCUGGGCAUCAUAACGGAAACUUACCCCAGCCAAGAUGGGCGAGUACGGAAAGUGCAAGUGAAAAUCAUUGGAAAAGACGGACCCAAACUAUUUCUGAGACCUAUUAAUGAGAUAGUACUCUUACUUCAUGAAGAUUCUGGAUAGACUAUUCAGGUUUAAACUUAAUUAAGAAGGUUUGGAAUUCCCUGAAUCCCAGACGGGGAGUGUGCUGUUCUCUAUGAACAUUUUUGCAUUGUUAGUUGAAAUGUUAUAGUAGAGUGACCCCUUCUGUUCAAAUUGGGGUAUUGCAUGUUAUUUUUUAAGUCCUUAUAUGAUGACAUCACAAAUGUGAGCCUAGUUUUCAGCAGCAGCAGGGAAGAGCAUGCAGUCAUGGCUACUGCUCCUCGAUUUAAGUUGAUUUGAAGGCACUUUCGUUUUACGUUAUUCCAUGGACAACAGUAAAUGUUGAAAACCAUUCUUGCCUUUGUUGUCUUUGGAGGGCGUUAUCUGACUGCAUAUUCAAGCAAGGCGUUUGAAAUUAAGGGCAG
Misgurnus anguillicaudatus (oriental weatherfish) is the source of this 2488-nucleotide messenger RNA. NCBI's taxonomy places the organism in Eukaryota, Metazoa, Chordata, Actinopteri, Cypriniformes, Cobitidae. The record is from RefSeq and is a predicted model, not a curated record.